CUCAUGUUACUUUGUCCUCCUAGGAAGCUUUGCAGCUAGUGAUCGAAAGAUACAUCUAGCACAUUGGAUGCAAGGAUGAAUAGGCCAGUGGAGCCUACUCCGCAAUAUCUGCGAGAACUAGUACUCGACUACUUAGUGCACAACGCGUAUGUCGAUUCCGCGCGUGCGUUCGCAUCUGAGACUGUUGAUGUAGUACACGCGGAUGAGAUUCUGGAGGGUCUCGCUGGUGACGCGGCUUCCGUAACGGACACGGACGACGUCCAGCAGAUGGAGGGAGUUAACACGAUCGAAGAAGACAGUGAUGAUACUCUAUCAGAAGAGGACUUGAAUCUUGCGCGUCAACGCAGAGAAAUCAAACUCCAUAUCCUUUCAGGCCGCGUUGAUGAAGCCACCCAGCUGCUCAACACACACUUUCCUGCCGUACUCCAAGAGAAUGAUUGCGAUAUCCCCGCACCGGCACCUCACACUAGACUCCCGAGCGCGUCUUCGCCUUUCUCAAGGUUACGCUACGCGUCACAGGUCUCGACCAAACCCAUUCACAUAGCGCUCAAUCUCCGCAUUCUUGCCUUCAUUGAAGCCGCACGCACCGUUCCGCUCGUAUACUCUGGUGAUCCGAAACGUUCGUCAUCUUCCGCUUCGAUGUCUACGCCUGACACUCCUCCCGGCACGGAUCGCUCACCUGACGCCUACUCCGCGCAUCAGACUGCGCUUUUACACCGUGCGCAGAGAUUGUAUGCCGCGGUAGAGUCACUACGUGAUACGCGCGAUCGAGAGGUGUAUCGUAAGGAAUUGAACAGCGUUGGUGGACUACUGGCAUACACCGUCCCCGAGGCAAGUCCGAUGGCGAAGUACUUAACUCAGGAACGCCGCGAGGCUGUCGCCGAUCAGGUGAACAGCGCAAUUCUCCAUCAUCUGGGGAAGGCCGCGGCUUCUCAUAUCGAGCUGUAUGUACGACAGAUGACGACGGUCAUGUCGGUAAUGCGGGACAAUGGUUGGGCGCCACCACCGCAGGUACGCGACCUCUUGAGUGAAUCGGAGCCUGAGCAAACGCCCCCGCCACAACCCAAACUAGCGGCUGUUAAAGCGGAGAAAGCAGAACAAGAAAAAUCACAGGUCUGCCCGCCUUUCGACUUACACCAGUUUGUAGGGCCGCCUCCGAAGUCACCUUCCUGACGAUUUAUUCCUAUACCCUGUCUACACAAAGAAGAUUCCGUCGCGUUGUACAGAGUCCUUUGUUGAUUUGGGCCACUUCAUUGUGCUCUAUCAGGUUACCCUCAACGGGACUCAGGCGUCUCCUGUACUCAUCCUACCUUCAACUACUCUGCCCAUCCCCCUUUAUACUUGCAUUUUCUUAUUUAGUAUCAAUACCACGUGCUGUACUCGACAAUUAUCUCCGCUCCCCCGUUGUUUCGUAUAUUCUCUGAUCGAUGUACAUGUACUUUAACAGAAUGCAAUAAAGCUAGGAAUAACCUUUACCUC
Messenger RNA from Fomitiporia mediterranea MF3/22, 1479 nucleotides. RefSeq lists its product as uncharacterized. Gene Ontology annotation, molecular function: protein binding. The coding region runs from base 76 to 1173 and encodes 365 amino acids. Gene Ontology annotation, biological process: cell surface receptor signaling pathway; cytoskeleton organization. The transcript is spliced from 5 exons. Gene Ontology annotation, cellular component: cytoplasm. NCBI's taxonomy places the organism in Eukaryota, Fungi, Basidiomycota, Agaricomycetes, Hymenochaetales, Hymenochaetaceae. The record is from RefSeq and is a predicted model, not a curated record.